AGCAGGUUCAAAUACGGACGGCGGGGGAACAUGGCGUCCCCGGCUAAGUCUGGGAGGUGAUCGGUCUGUCUUUCGUGUUGAAGAUGUGGCGGGUGAAAACACAGCACCUCAGCUUGUCGCCUUCGCCGCAGUCGGGAAAACCAGCCAUGAGAACUCCUCUCCGAGAACUUAACAUGCAGCCGGGUGCCCUCGCCAGCUCUGGAAAACGGCUCCCUUUGUGCUCCUCGCUGACCCCUUCACUGUGCAGACUGGGGCUGCAGGAAGGCAGCAACAACUCAUCUCCACUGGGUUUUGCCAGUGCCAAGAGGACAGACUCUCCUUUAGAACAAUUCGGCAAUCCCUCGGAGUGGUUAGAAGCUUGUCAGCAUGAAUUGGAUGAGCAGUCCCUAGAACCAAUUCCCCAAACCAACUCUACUCCUAAAACAUCUGAGGAUGCAGUAAGCCCACUGGAUGACUAUGUGGUUAAAAACAUGGUCCUCAUUCCUUCUUUGGGGCAGCAGCAAGACAUUCCAUCUGAAGCCCAUUUAGAUACCAUGGUGGAGACAGACAGCAUCUCUCCAGAUGAGCCUCUGACACCAGGAGAUCUGGUGAGAAGGGAGGUGCCUCUGUGUUUAGAAGACAGCUCUUCAGAAGUCAUUGCUGCUGUGCCUGAGAACCCUACUUUUCAGGAUUCUCCAUCUCAUCUCUUGGACUGCCCACUGAGUCCUUGUUCUGAGCAACAGCUAGCUAGCUCCAAGGAGACACUGCGGGACUCUAGGACUGAGGCUGUGCCUGAUGAGCUAGUCCCUCCUGAAAGUAAUGCCUUGUCUUCUGCUCUGCUCUGUUCCCUUUCUGCUGACAUGACAGCAGAUUUCCCUGUCAGUCAUGCAGACCCAGGAGAAGAAGUCGUAGAGCAUAGUGCUAUAGAGGAAAGAGAAAUGAGCUUUCCCACACUCCCCCAGGAGGUUGAAUUGGGAGAUCAGGCACCUGUCCCAGGUGCAGAAGACAUUCCAUCCACAUGCCUGAUACCAAAUCCAGUGGAAAUGGAAUCCCAGGCUGCUCCAGGCCCAGCAGUAGAAGAUGCUGGUCGGGUGCUCAGCUCUGAUACAGAGCUUUGGAUGUCCCCACUGGCCUGGCUGGAAAAAGGUGUAAACACCUCAGUCAUGCUGGAAAAUCUCCGUCAAAGUUUAUCCCUUCCCUCUGUGCUCCGGGAUGCUGCGAUUGGCACCACCCCUUUCUCUACCUGCUCAGUGGGGACUUGGUUUACUCCCCCAACACAGCAGGAAAAAAGUGUAGACACAUCCCACACAGACCCAGUGGGCACCAAGGGCAGCGCCUCUGAAACAGAACAGCUGCGUGGUCGUCCUCCAGACCUGACUGCCUUGUCCCGACACGACCUGGAAGAUAACCUGCUGAGCUCUCUCGUCAUUCUGGAGGUUCUCUCCUGCCAGCUGCGGGACUGGAAGAGCCAGCUGACUGUCCGUCACCUAGAAGCCCAGGACAGUUGUACACAGACUGACAUCUCUCCCAGUGGGAUAACUAAGAAACAUCAACAUCUUCGGGAGAGCCAAGAGAUCGGAAAGGCCCUGCAGCAGGCCAGGAAUGUCAUGCAAUCAUGGAUGCUAGUCUCAAAAGAGCUGAUAUCCUUGCUUCACCUAUCGCUGUCACACUUAGAAGAAGAUAAAACUGCUGUGAGUCAGGAGUCUCGGCGUGCAGAGACCUUGGUCUCCUGCUGCUUUGAUGUAUUGAAGAAAUUGAGGGCAAAGCUCCAGAGCCUCAAAGCAGAAAAGGAGGAGGCAAGGCAGAGAGAGGAAAUGGCCCUCAGAGGCAAGGAAGCGGCAGAGAUAGUGCUGGAGGCUUUCUGUGCACAUGCCAGCCAGCGCAUCAGCCUGCUGGAACAGGACCUGGCAUCCAUGCAGGACUUCAGAGGCCUUUUGAAGGAGACCCAGACCCAACUGGUAGGGCUUCAUACGGAGCAAGAGGAGCUGGCUCGGCAGACUGUGAGUCUGUCUUCCACCUUGCAGCAGGACUGGAGGUCCCUGCAACUGGACUAUGUAACGUGGACAGCUUUGCUGAGUCGGUCUCGACAGCUCACAGAGAAACUCACAGCCAAGAGCCGGCAGGCCCUGCAGGAACGUGAUGCUGCCGUUGAAGAAAAGCAGCAGGUUUCCAGGGAGAUGGAACAAGUCUCUGCCCAGUUAGAGAACUGCAAGAGCCAAAUAGGACAACUGGAGUUGGAAAACAGUCGCCUAGCAACAGAUCUCCGGGCCCAGCUGCAGAUUCUGGCCAGCAUGGACAGCCAGCUGAAAGAGCUCCAGAGUCAGCAUGCUCAUUGUGCCCAGGACCUGGCCAUGAAGAACGAGCUGCUCUGCCGGCUUACCCAGAACAAUGAAGAGCAGGCUGCUCAGUGGCACAAGGAAGAGGUGGCACUCAGGCACACACAGGCGGAACUGCAGCAGCAGCAGGCUGUCCUGGCCAAGGAGGUGCAGGACCUGAAGGAGACCCUGGAGUUUGCAGACCAAGAGAACCAGGUUGCUCACCUGGAGCUGGGCCAAGUUGAGUGUCAGUUGAAAAGCACACUGGAAGUGCUCCGGGAGCGCAGCCUGCAGUGCGAGAACCUCAAGGACACUGUGGAGAACCUAAAGGCUCAGUUGGCCAGCACCAUAGCGGAGAACCAGGAACAAGACCUGGAGAAGACACGCCAGCAUUCCCAAGAACUCAGGGUGCUGACUGAACAACUGCAGAGCUUGAUCCUCUUCCUACGGACAAAACUGAAGGAGAAGGCUGAACCAGAGACCCUUCUGCGGAACACAGCUUCUACACCCGCCCAGAAACAGCCUCUGCCCAAUGACAGCAUCCCCUUGGAAAGCAUCUUGACAAUAGUGACAGACGAAGAGCCAGAAUCAACUCCUGUGCCCUUGCUUGGAAGUGACAAGAGUGCUUUCACCCGAGUAGCUUCCCUUCAGCCUACAGAGACCCUGGGCAUGGAGAAGAGACUUGCAGAAAUGAGUUCGAUGGCUCUUGAGCUGCAGAGCUUGUGUUCUCUGCUGCAGGAGUCUAAAGAAGACGCCAUCAGGACUCUCCAGAGAAAAAUUUGUGAGCUGCAAGCUAGGCUGCAGGCCCAGGAAGAAAAGCAUGAGGAAGCCCAGAAGGCCAAGGAGGCAGACAUAGAGAAGCUGAACCAGGCCUUGUGCUUGCGCUACAAGAAUGAAAAGGAGCUCCAGGAAGUGAUACAGCAACAGAAUGAGAAGAUCCUAGAGCAGAUAGACAAGAGUGGCGAGCUCAUAAGCCUUCGAGAGGAGGUGACCCAGCUCACCCGCUCACUUCGGCGAGCGGAAACAGAGACUAAAGUGCUGCAGGAGACUCUUGCAGGCCAGCUGGACCCCAGCUGUCAGCCCAUGGCCACUAACUGGAUCCAAGAGAAAGUGUGGCUCUCCCAGGAGGUGGACAAGCUGAGGGUGAUGUUCCUUGAGAUGAAAAAUGAGAAGGCAAAGCUCAUGGUCAAGUUCCAGAGCCAUAGAAACAUCCUGGAGGAGAACCUUCGGCGCUCUGACAAGGAGUUGCAGAAACUAGAUGACAUUGUUCAGCAUAUUUAUAAGACUCUACUGUCCAUCCCAGAGGUGGUGAGAGAUUGCAAGGAGCUGCAGGGAUUGCUGGAAUUUCUGAGCUAAGAAAUGGAAAGCUGGAGUCUGCUUCAUCCCUUUUUACCUGCUUAUCCGGACCAAUGGCACAGGGCCAACUGUGUGUAAUGCUAUUUAAAUAAAGUGUAUUUAAUGUA
Molecule: messenger RNA, 3757 nt
Organism: Tupaia belangeri chinensis (Chinese tree shrew)
Lineage: Eukaryota; Metazoa; Chordata; Mammalia; Scandentia; Tupaiidae
Gene: SPAG5
Product: sperm associated antigen 5
Exons: 24
Coding region: 84-3650 (1188 amino acids)
Biological process (GO): regulation of attachment of spindle microtubules to kinetochore; cell division
Source: RefSeq, a predicted model, not a curated record